This is a messenger RNA of Antrostomus carolinensis (chuck-will's-widow), 587 nucleotides long. It is a transcript of the gene TLE5, whose product is annotated as TLE family member 5, transcriptional modulator. Lineage: Eukaryota; Metazoa; Chordata; Aves; Caprimulgiformes; Caprimulgidae. Gene Ontology annotation, biological process: negative regulation of canonical Wnt signaling pathway; regulation of DNA-templated transcription. The transcript has 6 exons. The record is from RefSeq and is a predicted model, not a curated record. Gene Ontology annotation, molecular function: transcription corepressor activity; protein binding. The annotation marks the transcript as partial. Gene Ontology annotation, cellular component: nucleus; transcription regulator complex.
CUGUCGUUCAAGGGCUCCUCUCACCUGCCGCAGCAGCUGAAGUUCACCACCUCCGACUCCUGCGACCGCAUCAAGGAUGAGUUCCAGCUCCUGCAGGCCCAGUACCACAGCUUGAAGUUGGAAUGUGACAAACUAGCCAGUGAGAAAUCGGAGAUGCAGCGUCACUACGUCAUGUAUUACGAGAUGUCUUACGGGCUGAAUAUUGAAAUGCACAAACAGGCUGAAAUUGUCAAGAGGCUAAAUGGGAUCUGUGCGCAGGUUCUGCCCUACCUUUCACAAGAGCAUCAGCAGCAAGUCCUGGGAGCCAUCGAACGAGCCAAGCAGGUUACAGCACCAGAACUGAACUCCAUCAUCCGUCAGCAGCUUCAAGCUCACCAGCUGUCGCAGCUCCAAGCCCUCGCUCUGCCUCUGACUCCGCUCCCGGUGGGCCUCCAGCCCCCAUCCCUCCCUGCUGUCAGCGCUGGCACCGGGCUCCUCUCGCUCUCGGCCCUGGGCUCCCAGGCUCACCUCUCCAAGGAGGACAAGAACGGCCACGACGGGGAUGCCCACCAAGAUGAUGAUGGGGAGAAAUCGGAUUAGAGUGAAUG